AUGCCUGGAGACAGAGAUGACGAGAUUUGUCAAAAGGCACUCGAACUCCUCUCAGAUCUUUGCUCGAAGGGGGAAGUGCAGAACGAACACUGUCUGGAUUUUAUCUACUAUUUCCGAGACCUUGCCAGGCCACGCUAUACGGAUUCAGACAUAUCGGUGAGUCUGUUGUCACUGGUGGUGACCGCCUGUGGCUUGGCCCUGUUUGGCGUCUCCCUGUUUGUGUCCUGGAAGCUCUGCUGGAUACCAUGGAGGGAGCGUGUUCUCUCCCCCACCACCAAGGAGGCCCAUGGGCACCUCAACCCAAUAAUGAGCCCUCUGCACUCGCACCUUUCACCCAGGCGGCCAGUUUACACAGCCGUGGACCCCCCGCCUCUCAACCGCCGUGAGUCAUCACACUGCUCCAUCGCCAGGGAGCCCACUCCGGUGGCCUCUGUGGUAUCAGUGGAGGUGCCAUUAACUCCAGUAUCACCACCACCUGUGGUGAUGGCCACACCCGAGGCAGCUAUGAAGAUCAGUCACACGUCUCCGGAUAUCCCACUGGAUGCCCAGACUAAAAGCCGGGAAAAUGGGGUUCACACCAACCCUCGUAUGCAGAGACAGACCACCGAUCCCCAAACCUCUGGCAAUUUAAAAUCUGAAAUUGGACAAGGGUCCAUUCGCAGGCACAUGAACCUGUCCAACCCAGACUUCAACGUGGCUCAGUUCCAAAGGCAGGACUCUCUCACGGGAAUGGGACUGGGCCUCGGGCGUCUCAAACCAGAACUCUACAAACAGCGCUCCCUCGAGGGAGAUGAAGGCAGUCGCAGAGGCGGCGGUUGCGGGUGCCUCCACUUUAUCCUCAGAUUUGACUGCGACUUGGAACAGUUAAUAGUUAAGAUCCACAAAGCAGAAGAACUCCCCGCCAAGGACUUUUCGGGUACCUCUGACCCUUAUGUUAAGAUCUACCUUCUCCCCGAUCGUCAGACCAAGCACCAGACCAAGGUGCACCGCAAGACGCUGAAUCCUGUGUUUGAUGAGGUCUUCCUGUUUCCCGUUGCAUACUCUGAGCUUCCCACACGUAAGCUGCACUUCAGUGUCUAUGACUUUGACCGUUUUUCACGCCAUGACAUUAUUGGCCAAGUGGUGGUGGACAACUUCCUGGAUCUGGCCGAUUUCCCCAGGGAGACGAAACUCUGCCGGGACAUCCAGUACGUCUCCACGGAUAACGUGGAUCUGGGGGAUCUGAUGUUUUCACUCUGCUACUUGCCGACUGCCGGCAGAUUGACAAUUACCCUGAUAAAGGCUCGCAAUCUCAAGGCCAUGGAUAUCACUGGCGCAUCUGAUCCAUAUGUGAAGGUUUCACUAAUGUGUGAUGGUCGCAGACUGAAGAAGAGGAAGACAUCUACAAAAAGGAACACCUUGAAUCCUGUCUAUAACGAGGCCAUUGUCUUUGAUGUCCCUCCAGAAAAUAUAGAGCAGAUCAGCCUUUUAAUUGCAGUGAUGGACUAUGACCGAGUGGGCCAUAAUGAGGUCAUUGGUGUGUGUCGAGUUGGUAAUGAUGCAGACAGCCUCGGCCGAAACCACUGGAGUGAAAUGCUCACGUGUCCCCGAAAACCUGUUGCCCACUGGCAUCCAAUUGUUGAGUACCAAGGGACUACAGGCAGUAGCCAGGGCGGAUCCUGUAAUUCUCUAAAGACGCCUCCCUCUCCGUAGCCUUCAACGACACUUCGCACAAGAGCACAAAUCAACCUGAAGCCUUGGCUGUACCUCUGGACAUUGUGCUGCACACAUAUGCUCAUAAAAGGAGAAUGCAUUCAUUGAUAAACUACUGGAAAGAGAGACACAAACUGUCUUGAGCUCCGCUCAGUAGGAUCAGUUGCAUGUUGAAUGACCACAAAGAUGGAUGUUUUCUUUUCUAUAUUGUUCCAAAAGAAGAAAAAAACAGGCAUAUGCAGACAAUUUGAGUCUCUGCGAUUCCUGGGUUUAUACAGUAGUUAAUUUUUACAUGGUCUUGUUACUUGUUUUAAUGAGGUGAGUCUGUAUUUGCACAAUGUACUAACAACCAGUUAGAAUUCAACUCUGAACUGCCCGUACUGUGUGGUUUUUUCACUUGGUAAUGAAUUGGUGCAUGAGGUCAUGGUUUGGUGGCAUAUCUUCUCCUUGUUUGUUUCCGUUUCUAUUUUUGGGAAUAGGAUGUGUUGUUGUGUCAGUUGAUGUAAAGUGAUGGUUGAUUUCUAGACAGAGUAUCUGUAAGAAAAAUGUGUUUAAUGUUAUCAAUAAAUAUCAUUCCAUUUAAAAAAAGA
Messenger RNA from Pungitius pungitius (ninespine stickleback), 2282 nucleotides. RefSeq names its product synaptotagmin IXa (gene syt9a). Gene Ontology annotation, cellular component: dense core granule; plasma membrane; exocytic vesicle. The record is from RefSeq and is a predicted model, not a curated record. Gene Ontology annotation, molecular function: clathrin binding; calcium ion binding; phosphatidylserine binding. The coding region runs from base 1 to 1692 and encodes 563 amino acids. NCBI's taxonomy places the organism in Eukaryota, Metazoa, Chordata, Actinopteri, Perciformes, Gasterosteidae. Gene Ontology annotation, biological process: calcium-ion regulated exocytosis; cellular response to calcium ion; regulation of dopamine secretion. The transcript is spliced from 7 exons.